Rasamsonia emersonii CBS 393.64 is the source of this 1818-nucleotide messenger RNA. Its product is annotated as alpha-1,3-glucan synthase. Gene Ontology annotation, biological process: fungal-type cell wall (1->3)-alpha-glucan biosynthetic process. The record is from RefSeq and is a predicted model, not a curated record. Gene Ontology annotation, cellular component: fungal-type cell wall. The annotation marks the transcript as partial. NCBI's taxonomy places the organism in Eukaryota, Fungi, Ascomycota, Eurotiomycetes, Eurotiales, Trichocomaceae. The transcript has 3 exons. Gene Ontology annotation, molecular function: alpha-1,3-glucan synthase activity.
AUGAAGUGGGGGGUGGCAGGUGUCUUGCUGGCUCUCUUCGCGGCGACGUCGACAGCCUGGCCUUACGACAAGGACCUCACCAGCUAUAAUCUGAACCAGAAUGAGACGGCGACCGAUCCUCUCGACUACUGGGGGGAAUGGCCCAACCACACCUACUUUCCGUCCCCGGACAACUGGCGCUUUCCCAUCUACACCCUCUUCCUCGAUCGCUUCGUCAAUGGCGAUCCCACAAACGACAACAUCAACGGCACCGUCUGGGAGCAUGAUAUCUCCUCGAAUCAGAUGCGCCAUGGCGGUGACAUCGUUGGGUUAGUCGACACGUUGGACUACCUCCAGGGCAUGGGCUUCAAGGGCAUCUAUCUGGCAGGAACGAUCCUGAUGAACCAACCCUGGGGUUUCGAUGGAUACUCGGCCCUCGAUACCACUCUUCUGGACCAGCAUUAUGGUGAUAUCGAGACGUGGAGAUGGGCCAUCACGGAGAUCCACAACCGUGGUAUGUACGUGAUCUUUGACAACACGCUCGCAACGCUGGGUGACUUGAUCGGCUUCGAGGGCCACAUGAACGACACGGCUCCGUUUACGACCAAGGAGUAUAAGGUGCAGUGGAAGUCGGAUCGUCAAUAUGUCGAUUUCCGUUUCGGCAAUACGUACAACGAUACUUGUGAUUACCCUCGCUUCUGGAAUGAGACGGGUUAUCCGGUGGAAAGCUACGUCUACCAAGAGCUGGUCGGAUGCUACGACAGUGAGUUUGAUCAGUAUGGUGACAUCGAAGCCUUCGGUGUGUUCCCCGACUGGCAGCGUGAGCUGGCCAAGUUCGCGUCCGUGCAAGAUCGUCUGCGUGAAUGGGUUCCCUCGGUGCGUGCGAAGCUGAUCCGCCACUCGUGCAUGAUCAUCGCGUCCCUCGACAUCGAUGGCUUUCGCUAUGACAAGGCCACCCAAGCCACGGUCGAUGCCCUGGGCGACAUGUCCGGGGCGUAUCGCGAAUGUGCUCGGAGAUACGGCAAAGAGAAUUUCUUCCUGCCCGGUGAAAUCACCGGCGGUGACAACUUCGGUUCCAUCUUCCUGGGUCGUGGCCGACAGCCCAACAUGUUGCCCAAAACGAUCCAAGAUGCCGUCCAAAUGUCCAAUCUCUCCGCUCAGCAGUACUUCCUGCGUCCCGACGGUAAACAGGCCAUCGACGCCGCUGCUUUCCACUAUUCCAUCUACCGUUCUUUGACCCGUUUCCUCGGUCUGGACGGCAACCUGGCCGCCGGUUACGACAUCCCCGUCGACUGGGUCGCCGGCUGGAACCAGUCGCUGCUCUACAACGACCUGGUCAAUGCCAACACCGGCAAGUACGAUCCCCGUCACAUGUAUGGCACCACCAACCAGGACGUGUUCCGGUGGCCGGCCAUCAAAAACGGCACCGCGAGGGCUCUCUUGGGCAUGUUCGUCACGACCCUGCACCUCCCCGGCAUCCCGCUCAUCUUGUGGGGAGAAGAGCAAGGCUUCUAUGUCCUGGACGCCACGGCCAACAACUACAUCUAUGGCCGUCAGGCCAUGUCUCCGGCCACCGCAUGGUGGAUCCAUGGCUGUUUCGCCCUCAACGUCAGCCAGUACUACCAUUUCCCCGUCGAUUCGGCUCUUCGCGGAUGCGAGGAUAUCACCGUCACCUACGACCACCGUGAUCCGGCCCAUCCCAUCCGCAAUAUCAUGAAGCACAUGUUUCAGAUGCGGGAGAACUUCCCGGCCCUCAACGACGGUUGGUACCUGCAGACGCUGUCCAAUCAGACGACCCAAGUCUUCUACCCGGGUUCCAACGGCACUCCGACGGAGACG